AUGGAAGGGGAUAGCACCGGACCCGCGGCCGUCUCCGGCGAGGGGGAGCACGAGGAUGACGGAGAGGUGGCCCCGUGGCUCGUCGUCGACGACGAGACGGAGACGGAGCUUUCGGAGCUCCUGGACUCGUCGGAGACCGUGCAGCCGGUGAAGCUGAGGUUCGCCGACGACCCUUACUCAAUGCCGGUGGUGGUCCAGUCCUCGUCGGCCUACGUCACGAUCAACGGAAACGAGGAGUCCUGCGGCUCCUCGUUCUCCGAUUCCUACUCGUCCGUCAUGGCCAGCGUCGACGUCGGCGGCGGCGGCGGGAUGAGGGGCGGCGCGUGGGAGUGUGGCUGCGGCGUGGCGCGUGGGUUGCGUACGGAGGGGAGCCUUGAGGAGGGUGACGUGGACCUGGACUUUGGGGGGUUGGGCGGGUUUUUGACGGACGGUGAAGAUGCAAUGUGGGCUGAGUUUCUUGACGAAGUGUUUAAAUGA
Messenger RNA from Striga hermonthica, 477 nucleotides. The record is from the annotation of a GenBank genome assembly. NCBI's taxonomy places the organism in Eukaryota, Viridiplantae, Streptophyta, Magnoliopsida, Lamiales, Orobanchaceae.